AUGGCGACCUCGAUUGCGUCUCAGUUAGAAGCCAUAAAAUCCGUGAUACAAGCCGACACAGAGCCGUCGGUCAAGAGGCCCUUCAUUCGCCCUUCCAUUCUCUUCGACGCUAAAGAGGCUGCUGAUAUCGAUAUCGAUACCAUUUUCUCUAUUGCACUCCAAGGACACUUUGAACUCCCAUCGUCAAUCAAGACACUUGAGUACUUGAUACGCCGAUAUAAGAUUCAUGUGUACAACUUCGAGGACUUAAUUUUGUGUGCUUUGCCAUACCAUGACACCCACACAUUUGUUCGAAUAGUUCAAUUAAUUAGCUUGAGAAAUAGUAAAUGGAGAUUUAUGGAUGGCGUAAAAGUUUCUGGUGCACCACCACCUAGAAAGGUUAUUGUCCAGCAAUGUAUUCGUGAUAAGGGGGUUUUGGAGAUUUUAUGCAACUAUGCAUCCCCGUCGAAGAAGUAUAGGCCUUCAAGGCCUGUGAUAAGGUUUUGCACGGCAGUAGUUAUCGAGGUUUUGGGUUCCUCCACAUCUGUUGACAGUGAUGUUGUGCAGAGAAUCCUAUCACUUGUUGUUUCUGGACUUGAGGCUGGCACAAAAGGACAUUCAGAAAACAAGGCUGGUGCCAUGAUGAUUGUUGGUUUGCUAGCGAGUAAAGUUACAUUAUCUCCCAAACUUGUCAAGAGUUUGAUGAGGUCAAUUGCUGAAAUUGCUCGAGAGGAGGCAAAAGAGUCGGCUGAUCUUCAGUUGUUUCGCUUAUCGCUUAUGACUUUGAUCAACCUUGUUCAGCUGCAAGCUGUUGAUAUUUUCCCAAUCAAGACUUUGGAGAUUUUGAUGGACAUUAGGGAUUUUGCUGCUAUACUUUUGGGACUGUUUAACGAGUUCAAUAUUGAUAGAUUUGUAUGGGUACUUUUGGAUUCUCUGGUUGACUACAGUUCUUCUAAUGAAUCAUGCCAGCUUGCUUUGAUCUCAAUAUUAGAGACAAUUCCUUCCAAGAAUUUUGUUCAACAUGCAGUUUCUAAGGUCCUAUCAUCCUGCUUGCAAAGUUCACAGAAAAUAAAAAAUUCAACAUCAUCUUUAUCAGGAAGUUGGGCGAAGAAGAUCUUAGUUGUUCUGAAUGAGAAAUAUCAAUCUGAACUACAGGGAGCGGUUCACAAAUUUCUUGAUGAAAAGAAUGUACAGUCUAAGAAAGGGGGCUCAGUACAUGAAAUUUUGGGUCAAAUGUUGGAUGGUAAUUUGGACAUGUCACUAGCUUUCUCAGAGUCAAAAAUUUGGUUUGGGUUGCACCAUCCAAAGGCUGAUGUCCGCCGUCGCACACUGUCUGCAUUAGGCACAUCGGGUGUUCUGGAAGCCAAGGCCACAAACCCACAGAGUCUUGUAAGCAUCGAAGAUGUCAUACUGCGACAACUUCAUGAUGAUGAUCUUACUGUUGUUCGGGCAGCUUUGUCCUUAGACAGAUUGUCCACUAUAAUAAGUUCUGCUGACCUUUUUGAAGCACUGGGUAAUGUGCUUAAAAGAUGUAUUGGCAUUCUGAUGUCAAGUUCAUUGGAGAACACCAGUCUAGCAUGUGAUGUUUCUGUUUUGUGCCUGAAGAAUGCUAGCUCUGUUAUCGAUGAUAACAUUGAAUGUUGCAAUAUACUUGCUUCCAUGAUUUUUCCGUUACUCCUUGUUCUACCUAAGACACAGAGGGUAAAUUUGAAAGCAUUGGAAUUAGCGAAGGAGGUAAAGUGGCCACUUUUUGAGAAUCUUGCAGGUGCCUCCAACACAGCAUUGACAUCGCAAGCAGGAAGCCUGUCCUCAAUUAACAUGGACACCAUUGCAAGUUUGGCUGGCAGGUUCUCGUUGCACCCUGAAGAAUUUAUGCCUUGGCUUAUUAAGAGUUCUAAUGACUUUGAGUUGUCAAAGACACAGUUCUUCUUGGUGAUGAUGCAGACGCUUCUCAUUCAAAAGAAUAAAUCUGCUGGAUUUUUGGCCCUUUUUGAAGUUGGUUUUCCUGCACUGAAGGCGGAAUGGGAAGCAUUUGAGUCAAUGGGUGAUAGCUCUAUGGAGGAGUUCGAUAAGGACGUGCUGAAUUGGGAUUGCAGAAUAUUCCUUGAUAAGCUGGACUCCAAUUUGAAGGCAUUAAAUGCAAAUAUUCUAAUUUGCCUAUUUUGGCGGUUAAUGGAGGCAUUUUUAUCUGCGAUGCCUGCUGAUAUCUCCAUGAACACCCACCUGCUUAAUUUGAUUCUUGUACUGACCUCAACUGGAGUUUUGGUAUCUUUUGUAUUUUUGAUAUACUUUUACUGCAAAAGAAGUGCAAAACAUGAGCAACAAGAUGUGGAAAACUCAGAGCAGAAGCAUGAAGAUGAUGUGGAGGUAGAGGACUUGAUGACUUUUCAGGAUGGCCAAGACCUCACAAUUUGCGACAUACUAGAUGCUCCAGGGGAGGUGAUUGGAAAGUCGAACUAUGGAACACUGUACAAGGCUUUGUUGCAGAGUAGCAACUCAGUGAGGUUGCUGAGGUUUUUGAGGCCUGUGUGCACUGCAAAGGUUGAAGAUUUUGGUGAAGUGGUUCAGUUGUUGGGGGUGUACAAGGCAUCCUAA
Messenger RNA from Prunus armeniaca (apricot), 2574 nucleotides. Lineage: Eukaryota; Viridiplantae; Streptophyta; Magnoliopsida; Rosales; Rosaceae. The record is from the annotation of a GenBank genome assembly.